Messenger RNA from Erinaceus europaeus (western European hedgehog), 885 nucleotides. Its product is annotated as tripartite motif-containing protein 75-like. The transcript is spliced from 2 exons. The record is from RefSeq and is a predicted model, not a curated record. Lineage: Eukaryota; Metazoa; Chordata; Mammalia; Eulipotyphla; Erinaceidae. Gene Ontology annotation, molecular function: protein binding. Bases 26 to 694 code for a protein of 222 amino acids.
CCAGGAAGUUUCUGAGAGAUGUGUGAUGCCAGACAUGAAGCUUCUGAGUGAGGUCAAGAGGAUUCAUCAUAUCUAUGAGAGUCGAGAGGUCCCAGCUGUGUGCUUCUCCCAGCUACAGAGGGAGGUAUAUCAUCUGCCUCCACUGGAAUCAGCCCUGGAGAAGAUUCAACAGAAAUUCCGAGCAGAGGUGACCCUGGAUCCACAUACCGCAGAUCCUCAUCUGUGUGUGUCCAAGGACAAGCGAUCUGUGACACUGAGGAAGAGAAGGAGUAAAGUUCUCCAGAGAGAGCAGAGGAUUCCCUUUGAUCUGGAAGUCCUGGGCUCCCAAGAAUUCCAUGCUGGCCGCCAUUACUGGGAGGUGCAGGUGAAUGACAAGCCCAGCUGGGCCAUAGGGCUGUGUAGCCACUCCCCCUCCAGCAGGGGGCAGCAGCAGCCAAGGCGCUGGACCAUUCACCUGCAAGAUGGAGACUAUGUGGCAGGAGGUGCCUGUCCUGUUGUUCUGACUUUGAAGAGAAAGCCCAGAGGCAUUGGAGUUUACCUGGACUGGGAGCUGGGGCAGAUUUCCUUCUACAACUUGAGUGACAACUCCCACCUCCAUUCUUUCCAGGAGACAUUUUCCCACUCACUGAAGCCUUAUUUCUGUGUGGGACCAGAUUCCAUUCCUCUCUCCCUCUGUGGACUAGCUGAUCUUUAGAAUGCUGUACAAUCGGUUUGGAUUCUUGUUCUGAAUUGUUUAAAUGUCUCAUCUAGAAAAACUGCCUGUAUGAAAACUUACAAUUCUGUACAGGAAAAUUGCUCAUGCUGAAACCUACAUUAAAUCACAUCAUGCUUUGUGCUAAUAAAAGUUAAAAUUUAUGUGUUAUGGAUGUACAAACUAUUGCAUUU